GUAGGGCAGGCGAAGCGCGGUGCAGGCCGGCAACUGGCUGCCACAACGGGCUGUCAGAGCUGGAUUGGUCAGCAGCGGAGAAGGAAGCGACCCGUGGGCCCCGAGCUGGCAGAGCCCGGCUGGGGCGAUGUGGAGCGUGGGGCGUCGCCGAGCUGCUGGAGCGUCGCUGCUGGGGCUACUGCUGGCGCUCUUGGUGCUGGGCGGCGGUGCCGCCAAGACCGGCGCUGGGUUCGUGACCUGCGGGUCGGUGCUGAAGCUGUUCAAUACGCAGCACCGAGUGCGGCUGCACUCGCACGACAUCAAAUACGGAUCCGGAAGCGGCCAACAGUCGGUGACGGGCGUGGAGGCGUCUGAUGACGCCAAUAGCUACUGGCGGAUCCGUGGCGACUCGGAGGGCGGGUGCCCGCGUGGGUCCCCUGUGCGUUGCGGGCAGGCGGUCAGGCUGACGCACGUGCUCACCGGCAAGAACCUGCACACGCACCACUUUCCGUCGCCGCUGUCCAACAACCAGGAGGUGAGUGCCUUUGGGGAAGAUGGCGAGGGUGAUGACCUUGACCUGUGGAUGGUGCGCUGCUCAGGGCAACACUGGGAACGAGAAGCUGCUGUGCGCUUCCAGCACAUGGGCACCUCUGUGUUCCUGUCAGUCACCGGCGAGCAGUAUGGGAGCCCCAUCCGUGGGCAGCAUGAGGUACAUGGCAUGCCCAGUGCUAACACACACAAUAUGUGGAAGGCCAUGGAAGGUAUCUUCAUCAAGCCCAGCGUGGAUCCCUCUGCAAGUCACGAUGAACUCUGAGUGCCAUGGAUGGGUGGAUGGAGGGUAGCAGGGUAAGGAGUCUGCAGGGCCACUCUUGGUGGAGACUUUGGGUUUGUAAGAAUUCUCAAGUGCCUUCGUUAAUUAAAGAAUGUUGGUCUGUGA
This is a messenger RNA of Pteropus alecto (black flying fox), 916 nucleotides long. It is a transcript of the gene SDF2L1, whose product is annotated as stromal cell derived factor 2 like 1. Lineage: Eukaryota; Metazoa; Chordata; Mammalia; Chiroptera; Pteropodidae. The transcript is spliced from 3 exons. The record is from RefSeq and is a predicted model, not a curated record. The coding region runs from base 128 to 793 and encodes 221 amino acids.